This is a messenger RNA of Actinia tenebrosa (Australian red waratah sea anemone), 1367 nucleotides long. RefSeq names its product protein AMN1 homolog. Lineage: Eukaryota; Metazoa; Cnidaria; Anthozoa; Actiniaria; Actiniidae. Gene Ontology annotation, biological process: SCF-dependent proteasomal ubiquitin-dependent protein catabolic process. The record is from RefSeq and is a predicted model, not a curated record. Gene Ontology annotation, molecular function: protein binding. Gene Ontology annotation, cellular component: SCF ubiquitin ligase complex.
CCUCCCCUGGUGAGGCUUUUUAUUGUGGUUACCAAAACAAAAUGGCAGCACUGACUGUAGUUUAUGUCAGCAGUUUACAGAGUUCUUGUAUUCGUUCAGUCGCAGAUCACGUCCAAGAACACCAGAAAUCAUUGCAUUUAUUACCUAAUGAAGUCAAGGAUAAGCUAGUAAAGCUGUUUUCUAAAAGAGGACUUCUAAAUGAUGAAAUACUCCCAAAGGUUGUCACUUCCCACAUAAGAGAGCUUGAUUUGAGUGAAUCCUCGCCUACAGAUGUUGGGUUAGCUACAUUAUCACAGUGUAAAGGACUCAAGAAACUCGAUCUGAAUGCAGUUAAAGAUAGAAGGGAGAAUAUUUCGUCUGAAGGUAUUAUCAAUGUUGUUAAAUGUUGCACCAAGCUCCAAACAGUAUAUCUUCGUCGUUGUGUCAAUAUAACUGACAUAGCCAUCAAAGAAUUAGCACACAACUGCCCUUACAUACAACAUCUCAAUAUAGCUGCUUGUAAUAUCAUGGAUGAGUCUUUGAAGGCAUUAGCUAAUAAUUGCAGAUAUCUUCAGAGUUUGAAUGUGUGCAGAACCAAGAUCACUGAUGAUGGAGUAAUGAGCUUGGCAAAUGGUUGUUGUGCAGCUUCCCUAAAGGAACUUCAUGUUGCACAUUGCACAGAAAUAUCCGACGACUCAUUAGAAGCUAUACUUAUGCUGUGCCCCAAGAUAUGCAUAUUAAUAUUCCAUGGUUGUCCACUGGUUACUGAGAGAUUGAGGUAUGCGAUGGAUGAGGUCAUAGAAAGAGGUGGCAAGAUGAGACAAGUUUCAUGGACAGUUUACUGAUUUUUCUAGAGACAGAGCCAGCCUGUACUGCUCCGAACGAGUUCAACAUUGGAUUAAAAAACAAUGGAUUGGUCAUCCAAACAAUAGCACUAAACCUAACCUUACAAAAGCGGUACUGUACUUAGAGAGCAAUGAAAAUCCAGCUUUCGAGUGGUACUGGAUUACUCUAAAGAUGACUGCAGAUUUGCACUUAGAGGUGAUAUGACCCAACCCUCUUACAAAAAUCGUGGGCACCUAGAAAUAUUUUUUCGAUUCACACUGUAAAAGCAGAGAGUUCAGUCAUAAUGAAAAUCAGAAAUGAAAAAAAGCACUCUGGCAAAUGUAAAAAGGUGAGGUUUGGACUAAUAAUAUGUGGCAUGAGAAAAAUAGUGUUAUCAUUAAAAUAAAGGCCAAUGAAAAUAUGUAGAUAUAAAAGUCGUUAUUUAUGAAAUUAACUCUUAAUAGGCCCUUUGCAGCUCAGUAAUAACCUGCUGAUUAAUUCACUGAGAGCAAAUGAAUGAACACCUUGAUUCCCAUGGGUGUAAUAUACUGGUGAGCAAACAA